AUGCAGAGCGGAAUCUCAGGUACCGCACGAGGACUUGCUCUGCACCUUCAAUGCUAAACUGACAAUACGUUGUAGCCUCGCAAGAGCUCCAAGAUGCUUUCAACCAAUUCGUCUCAGACGCCUCCCAACGAGCCCUCCUAGCAGGCAUCGAAGACGAAAAGCUCAUUCCCACCACCACCAUCCCCCUCCAAGCCUCUCCUUUCCAGGAAGAUCUCCAUCAGCUCCAAUCCCACCUCUCCCCGAGCGCGGCAGCCUACAUCCUCCUCAAAAUCGACCCUCACGCACCAGAUGGCUAUGUGGCAGUUACCUUUGUGCCGAAUUCCGCCCCGGUCCGGCAGAAAAUGCUCUUCGCGUCCACACGCUUGACGCUCGUGCGCGAACUCGGGAUCGAACGGUUCCGAUCUACGCUCUUCGCGACGGAAAAAGAGGAAUUGACGGCUUCCGGCUGGGCGAAACACGAACAGCAUGAGAAUCUCUCCGCGCCUCUGACGGAGGAGGAAGCGGGCCUGGCGGGCGUGAAAGAGGCAGAGGCGCAGGAAUCGCAGGGCACGAGUGCGCGGAGGGGACACGUGAGCAGCAAAGUCAACGUGCCCACUGGUGACGGUGUGCUGGAAGCACUGGCGUGCCUGAAAGAAGAAGACUGCAGAGGAACACUGGUGCAGUUGAAAUUCCAACUUCCCGAUGAGACUCUGACGUUGGACUCCUCUGCCGACGCGGUCCAGCCUUCGGAUGUCGCGGGUCAUAUAUCUACGACUGAGCCGCGGUAUACGUUCUACUCUCAUCCUUCCGGGACGCAGGCCGAGCCGAAGAUUUGGUUUAUCUAUACUUGUCCGAGCGCGUCGAAGAUCAAGGAGAGGAUGGUAUACAGUACUAGCAAGAGCUGGACGAGGAUUGUGGCGGAGCGUGAUGCUGGCAUCACUGUUACCAAGUCUUUGGAGGCGACGGAACCGAGUGAGAUUACGGCGGAAUCGUUGGGUGGUGACGAGAGUGCGGAACAGUCUGCAGCUGAGAACAUGAAACCGAGCACUGGAUUUGCUAGGCCGAAGCGUCCUGGAAGGAGAUGA
This is a messenger RNA of Lecanosticta acicola, 1064 nucleotides long. NCBI's taxonomy places the organism in Eukaryota, Fungi, Ascomycota, Dothideomycetes, Mycosphaerellales, Mycosphaerellaceae. The record is from the annotation of a GenBank genome assembly.